This is a messenger RNA of Guillardia theta CCMP2712, 264 nucleotides long. RefSeq lists its product as hypothetical. The transcript has a single exon. The coding region runs from base 1 to 264 and encodes 87 amino acids. The record is from RefSeq and is a predicted model, not a curated record. NCBI's taxonomy places the organism in Eukaryota, Cryptophyceae, Pyrenomonadales, Geminigeraceae.
AUGAUGAAGGCCGAGAGCAUCACAAAGGACAUCACCGCGGACUACGAGAAGGAGCCAAAGGCUUAUGGGAGAGAGAACUACUUUGAGAACAACAACAGCAACGUUAUCUAUGUGGAUCCAGAGACAGAGGGCCUAAGGGACGAGGACGCGUCAUCCAACAUCUCCCUGACAAGCGAGGUGAAGAGCAUGAAGUCGACUGCGCCCGAGCCCAAGACUCUUUAUAACUUCAGGAGACCCUCGAAGAAGCAGAAGCUGUACAUCUAG